Molecule: messenger RNA, 2361 nt
Organism: Naegleria gruberi
Lineage: Eukaryota; Heterolobosea; Eutetramitea; Acrasida; Naegleriidae
Exons: 1
Coding region: 1-2361 (786 amino acids)
Source: RefSeq, a predicted model, not a curated record
AUGCUUGGAAAGAGAAGCAACAACUCUUCAACGUGCUGUGCCAGCAAGAAAACCAAAUAUGAUUCUUGCUGUUCAUCUUCAUCCUGUUACUCUCCGUUUAAUGUAGAAUGGGAUGGAGUGGAACGUUCCGAAUUAGCCAACGUUUUACAUCAAAUUGGCUCCAAUCCUCAUCAAUAUUCGUAUGGCAAAAGAAAUAGUGAAAAGGAAGGCUUGUUAGGCUUUCCUGGGUUGAAAAUUCAUUUCGAUCAUGAUGUUUCCAUCAAUGUUGGAUUGCCUCUCUGUUCGGAACAACUUGAAUCCAUACGGAAUAAUUUAAAUUCUAAUUUGCAAUUAAUAUCGUCAAAUUCUUCAUCAUCAACUUUAUCGGAGAAGAUGAUUUGUUUGAAUGAUGAAGAUUUAUUCUCCAUUGAAAAUCCCUAUUGGAUGGAACAAUUAGAGGAAAUACUGAAGGACGUUCUUUCACAAUUACAAGUUGAAAAUCACAUAUCUGGAUUGAUUAGAAAGAAUUCACUCAUCAUUGCUAGUGAAGGGUGUUCGGAUAUUCCCAUUACGAGUACACGAGAGAAUUGUUUUGUCAAGUUGGUUGUGAGAUUGCCUUCUAAUUGUGAGGGUGGUCAUGUAGUAGUUAAUUCGGGAAAGAUUUCUUACAACUUCUCUAAGGGGUCGUGCUAUUCCAGUACUUUGACUGCUUGCUAUUCUAACAUUGAUGCCACUAUCAAGGGAAUCACCAAAGGUUGUGCAAUGUAUUUGGUGUUUGAUAUUUGUCAUCAGGAUGGAUGUGAAACACCAACAUUUAUUAAUUCUAAAGAGCUAUUUAGCAAAUUUAUGGACAAUUGGGAGAAAUCACCCUACUUUGUAAUAGAGUACAAGCAGAAUUCUGAUUAUUAUAAAUCAAUAACAAGCAUAUUGAAUUGGUACGUACAUGAAAUGCCAAUAGGAAGUUUAGAAUUUGAAUUUGGAACGCUGAAUAAUGAUGUAUUGUACUUUCGUAGAAUCAAUGCAGAUUUAGACAUUAAUUCGCAAUCACUCCUCUUCUCUAAAGGAGAUCGAGAAAAUAUUGAAUGUAUUAUUAUCAUUUCAAAACAUUUCACUACUGAAGUAUAUUUACAUUUGGGCAUGGAGAUUGCUCUUGAUUAUUUGAAGAGAGUUUUCAAUGGUGCCACUUCUCAACAUAUUAUUAACUUUUUAAAGAAAAUAAUUGACAAGUAUUCCAAACAAUUGGAUGGAAAGAAGAUUGUAGAUUAUAUAAUAGAAUUGAACGAUUUGGAGCUAGCAAAGUUACUGUUGAGAGAAAUAUUAUGCCAUAAUUUCAAUCAUGAGGUUCUUUUCAAAUUAGUACAAGCUUUCACACUCAAAGAAUUGCGUACAGAAGUAAUCAAGGUGUUAUCAGUUUGUUUCAUCGAUCAUUUGGAUGGAUGUGUGGAUGUAUUGGAGGCUCUUAAUUGUCCUACAGUUUCUGCUUCAGUUUUACCUCAAUGUAGUCUGAGUGAACAAACAUGUACAUGCUCUCAGUUGGAAAAGGUUUUGGAUUUGGCUUCAAAAUUUGAUAUUGUCAUUCAACAAAUACCUGAAAACAUUAGCAAGCUAUCAGGAAACCCAGAUGAUAUGUACAGAUUAUCUAAAAAGAUCAAAAAUAAGAGUUGUAUUAAGGAAACGUUACAAAGAUCUUGGAAAUCUAAAACACUCAAUCCUAAAAUGAUUGUUGAAUGUGUGGGUACUAUAGGAUUGACUGAAUCUAGGGAUUUAAUGAGGGACGGAGUUGAUUCAUUCUGCUCAAGUCAUAAAAAUGUGGAAAUCCUAGAAACUAUUGGAUCAUUCUCGGAAAUUCUCAACUCAUCAAACGAUGCUUCCUGCAAUCUUGUAAUGUCAAUGCUAGCAAGAAACCUUAUCAGCCGUACGAAUUUUACAAUUAGGUUUGUUCAUCACCUAGUUAUUCCAUUCCUCAAACAAUUGACCAAUAAGGAAGCUCUAUCUAAAAGUGCUACUCAAUCAAUUGCAAAACACUGCUUAAAACUUUACAAUAACCAAAACAAGGUUGCUAUCGAACACCUGCAACCUCUCAAUAGCAAGAUUUCCCAUAUUAUUCUAUCAUGUUCAUGUGAAACGUGUGCUCCAGUUCAGGAAUUUAUAGAGUCGAAUGAGAGAAUUUACACUAUCCCAUUUGCUACAAAGGUUAAUGUUGACCAUUUGGUCGAGAAAGUUUCGGGCUUCUACUCUGACAUUCUCCUCAGCCAAUCUUCAAAUGGAAAUGCAAUAAUUGAAAAAGUACUCCUCAAGCAAACCAAAAUUGAAAUCAAGGAGAACAUUGCAUUCUUAAACUCCUUACACGAUUUGACUCUCCUUGAAGAUGAUGUAGAGUAG